This is a messenger RNA of Psilocybe cubensis, 3090 nucleotides long. RefSeq lists its product as uncharacterized. Bases 1 to 3090 code for a protein of 1029 amino acids. The record is from RefSeq and is a predicted model, not a curated record. Lineage: Eukaryota; Fungi; Basidiomycota; Agaricomycetes; Agaricales; Agrocybaceae. The transcript is spliced from 2 exons.
AUGGAAGCUGUCCCCACCCACAGGCCGGGCUCCUUGCGCUCGAUGGCAAGCAAUUCCAGCAUAGCUAGUGGCGUCAGUCUCUCCCGCCGGCCAAGAACAACAAGCAGGGCACGUUCGCGCACUGUCACCGGAGGGUCCUUCCGUGCUGAGGAUGUCCCCGAACUCCCAACCUCGCCCUCAGACCUACCUUAUCUUGCUUCGCCAUUUCACGAGGCUCCAUCAGAGGACUACAAAGUAUCCUCGUCCCCAACGCCCCUGAACGAGCCUCCUAGUCGGCCUCCAAGGUCUCCUCAUAGACUUGACGCAAAUGAGAUACGUAGCAGUGAUACGGCGUCCUCACAGGGUGCUACCGAUGCAGACCCAACAUUCGUUGAUGCGGCUCCUGUUCCAAUCACCUCUAUUUCUGGGAAGCCGUCAAAGGCAAGUAAACAGGCGUCUACUCUACCGCAUCUAGACACCGGGUAUCGACCCCCUCCAUCAGCUUUUCAACGAGAUCCUGCCUUGACACCGGUGAUCAAUGUACGCGACUCGGUAUCGACGCAACAGUCGGGGGUGUCGUCCUCUCUUUACCCUCCUUCCACGUCCACUGCCUCUGCGCCCGAAUCUCCGACAUCACCACAAUCGAUGGCAAGCCAAGCUGACGCUGUGCCAUUCAGCGUCGAAGUCAACGAAGUGCAGGAUUUCGACGGCGACGAUGUGGCAUAUCGUCUCCGUUUACUUGUCAAGAAUAAUUAUUUUCUCCCCCCAGCACAUUCGAAGCCUUCUCCUGCAGACCUCGUAUCUUCCUCCCUGAACCCCUCGAAGAAGUCGCCACGUUCCCCCGCGCCUAAUUUUCUGGACCUCUUUCGGGUCGGCAAAUCGAAGUCGAAGCCAACAACCCCAACUGGACAAGGAUCAGCGUUUGAUCCCAUGGCUCCGAUGCUUCGAACCACGGCCGACUCUAUCACAGCUUCCUAUGCCCUCCGGGGCAAUCAAUCGCGACCUCCACAACAGGCGCCUAAUGUCCCUAUGCAUAGUCCGAAUCCAGCACCUAGGGGAAGAGUGGUGGUUGUACGAGAGAAAAUGACGGACAUUGCCGUCGCUGCCAAGCAGUCUGAACAAGACAUUAAGAUGCGGGGUGCUCGACUUGAACAAACCUCUCAGAAGGGCGAUUCAACUUCUGUAGACGAUAUCAUCGACCCAACAGACGCUGUAGAUAUACCCCCUCCAUCUCCGUCUUAUCCUUUUGCAGUUCAGGCUUCGGCAAUGCAUGGCUUGGGAGUUUCAGAAUCAGUAGGUGCAGAUAUUCUUGCUGAGCGUCUACCUCCUGGUAAACAUACACCCGCAUAUGAUCCUGUUGAGGACACCUGGAGAAAAGCAUUGUUGCAUCAAGCUGUACAUCAUUCUCUAGACAAUACCCCGGAUGUUUCGACUCUUUCUCAGAUCAUUGCUCCAUCGACUCCCUUGAGUUCUCCGAUGUCAAUUCCCACUGAUUCCCCACAUCAAGAUACACCUAAAGCUACCCAGAAUCUGCUGCAGCAAAAGAUCACAAAUCAUCCUCUUCCAGAGAGUCCUUCCAAGAUCAAGCAUUUUCGUGAGAAGUCUAAUGCGUCGACUGCGAAAAGUAUUUCGAAGGCUGGUUUGACUGUUUCCACUCCUGACGGUUCUCAAGAACUAUCAAGACCCACGAGCUACCAGCGCGUGGACACGCCGUCUGGACCGCUAACACCACUUGGGCCGCCUCCACCUAGAAGAUUCCCUAACUCUGCGUUUUCAUUGUCCCAAUCUAAUGCAACCAAUGGACGAGUCUCUCCUUUGUCAGUACGUAGUCUUGAUGAUUCCCGCCAUAUUCUACGACGGGCAGCUUCGUCGCCGUUAAUGACAGACGGAUACAAUACAUCAUUAUCGAGACUUGACCUCAGUUCACCUCCACCUAUGCCUCCUUACGAUCCUAGAUUUUCCCAAGCAUCAUCGUCACGGUCCAUCCGCACAAGCGUAGAUGACGACGCCUCCGAAGUGCACCUUUCCGACAACGAAGCAUUACCUCGAAGAUCUCUGGCGCUGUCGGCCAUGCGAAGCAAGCCUUCUAUGUCUGAAUAUUCUCAUGCCUCACAAUCACCUACAACGUCUACAUUCCAGGAUAUGCUUAAUCAUGAUUCUCAGUCAGUGUCUCCGGUUCAAUCGGAACCCUCUCGAUUUACUGGCGAACCGCUUGAACGAGUGGCUACAUACAGGUCAAGUGUUUCCGCUCGUUCUGCUGCUACAUCCCCGCCUCCAAGGCAUUCAAGCUCUUUGGCUUAUACACCGCUACCACCACCACCUCGGACCACUUCUUUGAACUAUCAAGGUGUAAAGAAACAAUUAAGCUCGUCGUCUUCUCGAAGAGAAGACAGCUUGCGUGAAAGCUCAGACGACCCUACGUUCCACAUCACAGCUCCCGAACCUACUACACCUCCUCUGCCUGGAUCUGGACAUCGUAGUCAUUUCCACACUCCCCCUCUCUCUAUCGAUACUUCUAUGGUUUCGCUUUCGCCUGGACUGCGGUCAGCUCCAGGGCCAUCUUCGUUAACGUCUUUCUUCGAUGAUAUUCAGAGUCAACCUAAUGCCAUGGAUGAUUUGGAAUCAUCUUCAGACGAAAGUGAAGACGAACCACCGCGUAUUACCCCUCAAAUAUACGACGAUCCACGAAAUAGAGCCGCAUCGGUCAGUACGUCUCCUGGUGGAUCGCGCAGUCCGAUAAUGAAGCAUGGCAAUUAUUCCACACCCUAUAUCCGCCAAAACCGGCCUCCAAUUGGACACGAUGCUCACUCUAAACAGCCUAUAUCCAACAAAACUCCCUCCUUACUAUCGAAGAACGAUGCACAGGGUUCUUCCUAUGAUUUCUUCAAAUACGCUCAAGAUAAUCCGCUUAAUUUCUCGGCUCUCGCUGGCGAUGCCGAAGGGGCUCGCAGACCUGCUACUGCUGACCAUGUGCAUACGUGGAGACAUAAUCAAGAGAAGCAGGAAUCGCUCAGAAAACUAGAUGGCAUGCUCAUUCAGCAUAUUGAAGAUGAGAGAGACCACAUCAAGAGAAUAGCAACUCAUCUGAAACAGACAGCUAACCCUACCUAG